CAGAUUUACAUAUUCACCCCAAGGGUUUAAGGGUUGCGUGGGUGAGAUCGAGGUGAAGUGUGACUCACCGCGACGGCUUGGCAACAUCAGGAGUUAGUGCAAAGGAUCCGGCAGUGUUGUGCAGUCCCGCGCCUUGAACACCAGCAUUCCUGCAACAGCUUAGCAGACAAUAAAACAGAGACGGCGAUACGACCCAAGCAGCGAUGCCAUCCAACAAGUAUUCCUCCGCUAUCAUGGCGGAAAGUGACAAGAUGACAGCCACGGCUGCAGUAAACGGUGACAUGUCCACAGUGGAGGGUUUGUCAGAGAAUGACAGCAGGCUGGAGAUGACCAACGAGAACAGCCCCUUAACCGGGGCAGAACCACCUUCACCGUUUAGCCCCAAACAGAACGGGGGCGCAGCAUCACCUGCAGAUGAGAGUGUGAACAGCCUGAGGAGGAAAAGAUCUCGGCAGCGUUCAGAAACAGAUUACGAGAGUGCCUGGGACUCAUGCAGUGAGGAGAAGUCUGAUCUGGGCUCAGGUUGUGAUUCCGGGCUUAGACAGAGGCCUCGUCCCAGGACCAUCUUCCAGGCUGGACUAGCAGCUCAGGCAAAACCCCGUAACAGAGAGAGGGGUCGCAGCAAGCAGGAGCCCGGCAGUUUGGUUCCUAGUUUUCCUGAAGGCCCCCAGCUAGAGCUGAUGGAGCAGGACUCUAAAGACUCGGCUCAAAGCAGCACUACAUCCACCUCCACUACCGACACGACCAGCCAGCCUGAAUACAAUGACAAUAAGGGCUUUGGAAUUGGAGAGCUGGUAUGGGGCAAAAUUAAGGGAUUCUCAUGGUGGCCUGGCAUGGUGGUGACCUGGAGAGCCACAGGGAAGAGACAGGCAUCACAUGGCAUGCGCUGGCUUCAGUGGUUUGGUGAUGGCAAGUUCUCUGAGGUGUCUGCAGACAAACUGGAUUCCAUCACAGCUUUCUCUAAAUUCUUCAAUCAAUCCUCAUAUACAAAGCUGGCUUCCUACCGCAGAGCCAUAUUCCAGGCCCUGGAGAUGGCGAGCAUACGUGCUGAGAAGACAUUUCCUCUGUGUGAUUCGGAUAAUCCAGAGGACCAGGUGAAACCCAUGCUGGACUGGGCUCACAGUGGCUUCCUUCCCAAGGGCAAAGAGGGACUCAAACCCAAAGAAAACUCCUCUGAGUGCUGUUUGUUCCCAGCAGUUUCGGAGAGUACAAUGCUGCAGGCUAAACUUCUGGAGUCCAAUCCACCGGAGCUCGCACCGUCUGCUAAGAGGGCCAGACUCAGCAUGUGCAAAGCCAAGUCAGCCAGUGAGGACAUCUACAGUAGAGAACAAAUGGUUCAUGAAGUCUUGAAGAAUCACAGAAGUAUAGAAGAGUUCUGCGUGUCUUGUGGCAAGACGAGAGCAGCAACCUUUCACCCCCUGUUUGAAGGAGGCCUUUGUCAAGCAUGCAAGGAUGUAUAUUUAGAGAUCUCCUAUAUGUAUGAUGACGAUGGCUAUCAGUCGUACUGCACCGUGUGCUGUGGAGGCCGAGAAGUGCUACUUUGUGGCAAUGCCAACUGCUGCAGGUGUUUCUGUGUGGAUUGUUUGGACCUGCUGGUGGGUGCAGGAGCGUCAAACAGUGCACGGGAUUUGGACCCGUGGCUGUGUUAUAUGUGUCAGCCCUUGCAGCAGUAUGGAGUGCUGAAGAGACGUCAUGAUUGGAGCCUUAAACUACAGGAGUUUUUUGUCAACGACAAUGGACAGGAGUUUGAAAGCCCCAAAAUUUUCCCAGCAGUUCCAGCAGAGCAAAGGCGUCCAAUUAGAGUUCUGUCACUGUUUGAUGGCAUUGCCACAGGUUACCUGGUGCUGAAGGAUUUGGGCUUUAAGAUUGAUGCAUAUAUUGCCUCAGAGGUGUGCGAGGACUCCAUAUCCGUGGGAGUCGUCCGACAUGAAGGAAGAAUCCAAUAUGUGAACGACGUUCGAAACAUCACCCGGAAAAAUAUUGCAGAGUGGGGACCGUUUGACUUGGUGAUUGGUGGAAGCCCGUGUAAUGAUCUGUCAAUCGUCAAUCCAGCCAGGAAGGGCCUUUAUGAAGGUACUGGACGUCUGUUCUUUGAGUUCUAUCGGCUGCUGAGUGAAGCCAAGCCAAAGGAGGGAGAAGACCGGCCCUUCUUCUGGAUGUUUGAAAACGUGGUUGCGAUGGGCGUCAAUGAUAAACGCGACAUUUCCCGCUUCCUUGAGUGUAAUCCAGUGAUGAUUGACGCGAUUGAAGUCUCAGCAGCGCACAGAGCAAGAUAUUUCUGGGGCAACCUGCCAGGAAUGAAUAGGCCUCUCUGUGCCUCUGGCAUGGAUAAGCUAGAACUACAGGACUGCUUGGAGCAUGGCCGUCUGGCAAAGUUUGGAAAGGUGCGUACUAUCACAACCCGCUCCAACUCCAUCAAGCAGGGUAAAGACCAGCAUUUCCCUGUCAUCAUGAAUGGCAAAGAGGACAUUCUGUGGUGUACAGAGCUUGAGAGGAUUUUCGGGUUUCCUGUGCACUACACAGACGUGUCCAACAUGGGACGUGGUGCCAGACAGAAACUGCUAGGUCGCUCAUGGAGUGUGCCAGUCAUCCGACAUCUCUUUGCCCCUUUGAAGGACUACUUUGCCUGUGAAUAGCAGCUUAAAAAAGUGUCCAGUCCUCUCAGGCCAAAGUCACACUGGCACAAUAUCUACAGCAACAGAGCACCGAACGGCUUCACGAGACACAAGGGCAACUUCAGAGGUUCAGUUGUUUUCGUCUUAGAGACUCCAAAUAAGAUUGUGUCCAGCAGGUGAUGCUUUUGCUUUGACAACAAGAAGUCAUGUUGCUGGGUUUUUAACAGCCUACUUCAGUUACGACAAGAACUGGCUGUUUGACCGUAUACCUUCAACUGAUGGCCGUAUACAUUUGAACUCAUAAAAUCUUUACUUAAAAGUACUUGAUUUUCAGGGAUCUUGUUUUACCUAAUGAUGCCUUUUCCGCCUUUAUGGACAGAAAUGCUGGUGGACAGGUUGAAAGAUCUUGACAGGCAACGUUGACAUUCUGGUGCAGAUUAACAUUAUUAUAUCUCACUUAACAGUUUUGUGAUUUUUUUUUUAUUGAAGUCCCAUGUUUUGUUUUGUGUUUUCCUGUGAGCUCUGUAACAUCAUAAUGUGCAUCUGUGCAUCUUUAAAGAUGAUUUUUUUUUUUGCCAGUUCAGUUUAGUUUUUUUUUCUAGUAGAAAGAAGUACUAAGAAUUCAUAACCCUUAACCUUUUUAUGUUGCUUUUCAAAUAAUGGAAACAUUGAUUACUUACCAAAAUGUCAGAGUUGUUUACACGUAAAGUGACUUAUUUUAGAAUGUCAGGUAUUUAAUUAUAGGACGCAUAAUUUCUUUUUUUUUUUUAAAUCAGUUAGUCAUGCCAAAGAUCAAAACACACAGACUGAGUCUUAAUUUCAGGAUUCCUUUCAGUUUGGACUUUUUACAGAAAGGGACAGCUUAACACUUCGUAUAUUUUUUUGUUGUUGUUGUUUUGUUUAUGCAGUGACUUUGGAUUGCGUGACCUUUGACAAGCAUUUGUGAUGCGCCACAGGUCUUUUUACACAAAGAAAUACUUGAAAUAAGUGCAUCAGUGCAAAAAGCUAAGCUGUGAGACCACAUUAUAUAUAUUUGCAAAAGAAAUUUUGCAUUCCAGGGGGGAGAAAUCGUUAAAAGAUAAACCAUUGUAAAACAAAGCCAAGUGUACAAUUACUAUAUCAGUGGUUUAUCUGAUAUUACAUGUCUUUAUUACCAGUAAUAUCAUGGAUACAAAAAACAUUAAGAGCUUUUUUGAAAAGAAACCUAAAUACAGUAAUUACUAGUAAAACACAGGGUACUGUUUUUUAUAUGUUUACAUUCCUAACAGGUUUUAUGGUCUUUACUUAGACCUUCACUGGAACUGUAUUAUGAAAGCACCUGUCUAAAAAAAAAAAGGACUGACUUUAAACUAAACAGUACCUUCUUUACUACUACUAUCUUUACUACUGUUUCUUUGUUGUAUUCUGUGCUCUGUCAUAACAGGUUGCGUAUUCUUCCUUUUACAUUCUUUUUAAGUAUCAUUUUCAAAUGUUUUAAACGUAUGGUGCCUUCUAAAGUACAGUACUCCUUGGAGCCUUUCUGAGUGCGUUACAAUAGAAAGUAAUACUUAAACUCUAGAUAGACAUGCUUCAGAACGACUACUGUCUGGAAUUAAAGCUUGAAUAUGACGUUAGUCUUUUUAAGACAGUAUGCUGAAAUCUCCUUGUUUUAGUAUCUCAUGUAAGAUAGAAGUUUUCUAUGACUUAUAUUUGCAAAAACGACAACUACAAACUAAUAGCCCAAACUAUAGGUCUAUGUAAAAAAUAGCACAAAGUACUGCCUACUUUUCACAUUUUGUAGACUUUAUAUUGUAGUGUUUUAAUAUUUCUUUUUAAAGUUCUAACAUUUUAUAGUAGUUCUUUAAAUGUGUUACAUAAAUGUUUGUCAUUGGCUUGAUAUUUGGUAAAAAUUAAAACACAGUGGCACUGAAAACUUACAUAUUAACAAUACUUUUUUUUACAUUUUUUUUUAUAUAAAGUCCAUUUUGGAGCAUUUUUGAUAAGUACUCCAUGACUUUAUUUUUAUACUUUUGUACUCAUUUGUAUGUUUUUGUA
Molecule: messenger RNA, 4649 nt
Organism: Clarias gariepinus (North African catfish)
Lineage: Eukaryota; Metazoa; Chordata; Actinopteri; Siluriformes; Clariidae
Gene: dnmt3bb.1
Product: DNA (cytosine-5-)-methyltransferase 3 beta, duplicate b.1
Exons: 22
Coding region: 204-2636 (810 amino acids)
Biological process (GO): negative regulation of transcription by RNA polymerase II
Cellular component (GO): nucleus
Molecular function (GO): DNA binding; DNA (cytosine-5-)-methyltransferase activity, acting on CpG substrates
Source: RefSeq, a predicted model, not a curated record